Alnus glutinosa is the source of this 1131-nucleotide messenger RNA. RefSeq names its product transcription factor FER-LIKE IRON DEFICIENCY-INDUCED TRANSCRIPTION FACTOR. The record is from RefSeq and is a predicted model, not a curated record. Bases 43 to 1005 code for a protein of 320 amino acids. Gene Ontology annotation, molecular function: DNA-binding transcription factor activity; sequence-specific DNA binding; protein dimerization activity. Lineage: Eukaryota; Viridiplantae; Streptophyta; Magnoliopsida; Fagales; Betulaceae. Gene Ontology annotation, cellular component: nucleus. Gene Ontology annotation, biological process: regulation of DNA-templated transcription. The transcript is spliced from 3 exons.
CCAUGUCCACGAUGCACUGCACCUUCAAGGCCCUUGAUAGGGAUGGAUGCCUCUGGAAACAACCUGGCGCACAUGAACGAUUUUGAGUUGCACGAUUUUGUCGACGAGUCCAACUUCAUUCACUGCAUCAAUUUGAUUCGUGGAGAAGGUGAAGAUCCGGUUGUUAAUUAUGGUACUGAUGAUCUUGUUAAUGGAUGUUUUGUUGACGCUCAAUUCGAUCCGAUUCCGAUUCCGAUUCCGGAAGAUAUUUACAGCUUCAAUGCUACAACAAUGGUAUCCGACCCCAAUUCUGUGUUUAAUUCGUUACCAAGUUUUGGUGGGGAAGAAGAAGAUAUUGAUGGGGAGGACUCCUCCGCAACCACCACCACCACCACCACAACGAAUACAACCCCGACAAAGAAGGAAAAGGUUGAUAGGUCGAGGACUUUGAUCUCUGAGCGGAGGAGACGGGGAAGGAUGAAGGAGAAGCUUUAUGCAUUGCGUUCCUUGGUUCCUAACAUAACAAAAAUGGACAAGGCCUCCAUUGUUGGAGAUGCUUUACUCUAUGUGCAAGAGCUGCAAACGAAGGCUAAGAAGCUAAAAGCCGAGAUUGCUGGUCUUGAAGCAUCCUUAUUGGGAUCGGAAAGAUAUCAUCAAGCAGCCGGCGGAUCAACUGAUGAUCAAAGCCCUAAGAAGAUUCAACUGCUUCAAAACGAACAAUAUUCGAUUUGCAAGAACGUGAUUCAGAUGGACGUGUUUCAAGUGGAGGAAAGAGGGUUUUACGUGAGAUUGGUGUGUGAGAAGGGAGUCGGGGUGGCUUUGUCACUCUACAAGGCGCUCGAAUCUCUCACCGGCUUCAUUGUUCAGAGCUCCAAUUUGGCCACAGUUUCUGAGAGAUUUGUGCUCACAUUCACAUUAAAUGUGAGAGAUUGUGAGCGGGAAAUGAACUUACCAAAUUUGAAGCUUUGGGUUGCUGGGGCACUCUUGAACCAAGGAUUUGAAUUUACAACGCCUUUAUCUGCCUAAUCUCUCUCUCUCUCUCUCUCUCUCUCUCUCUCUCUCCCCGUCAUUUUCUGCUGAGACCGGGGUCGUGUUUGGAUUACUACAGUUUUUACUACAAAUAUAAGCCGAUCAUAAUUAGUGAAGCAAAAA